Molecule: messenger RNA, 1224 nt
Organism: Drosophila ficusphila
Lineage: Eukaryota; Metazoa; Arthropoda; Insecta; Diptera; Drosophilidae
Exons: 3
Coding region: 611-895 (94 amino acids)
Source: RefSeq, a predicted model, not a curated record
UUGUGGAUUUGCAUAACAAAUGGCAUUGGCCAAAUCAGGUUUUGGCUCAAAAGAAGCUCAAAUGCCAAGAGCGUUGAAUGAAACUUAAAUGAUACUCUUUUAGUUUUAUCACUGAGUAGUAGUCUUUAGCGGUGACCCACUGUGGUCGUACUCAAGUGGAAAUGGGCAUCUGCGAAACGAGUGAGUUCAUUGAUUAAAAGUGCUCAGCUGACGUUGCCGUUUCUUUGUGAAUCUUAUCAGAGCAGCAACAAAAAUAGGAAAACCAAUUAAAAAACACCAAUACAUCAGAUCGCAUGAGACUUUAUGUCAGGCAAAAAAGAGAAAAAUGAUCAAACCCCAAGGCGUUCGUAUGUAAGCGGUGUAUUAUUGCAGAUACUUGCGUAGUAGUCACAAAGAAUCGCAUUUUAUAUGACCAAAGUCCAUUAAAAGCCUUGUCUGACUCGCGAAUCGCCAUAGACCGCAAUCACUUUUCGUGGCGAUCGUGCGGAGAGUCGUCAAAGUUUAUCGUUCGGUGGCGAAAUGUGCUAAAAUCAUUCCGAUCGGUGUAGGAACAAAACCAGUAUAGUGCUUUCAAAGUUUUUUGCGUUAAACUUACUCCCAAAAAGGCGCAAUGACUGGAUCAGUCCACGAUCCGAAGUGGUGUUUGGAACGCCGUGAGUCCUCAGGCCAUUUGGUGUGGCGCAAGGACUCUCCGGAAUCGAAGGUCCGAUUCCGCUUCGACGUGGAGGUCCUGGAGUUCGAGAAGCAUCCGCACGAGGAGCUGGAGGACAAGGAGGACCACUUCUCGAUCACAAAUCUCUCGGCAACGGUGGCCAUGUGUGCCACCUGCAUUGCCGUGGUGGCCGCCUCAGUUUUCCUGCCCUGGUAUUUAAUGGAAAAAGCGGGAUCCCUCUGAGAUUAUCCUGGCUCAAUGGCAAAGAAACAGGCUCCUUGUAUAUAAAUACAGCCUUCAUGGUAUUAAGUAGACUCCUGUACAUAAUCAAGCGUAGAUUUAACUAUUUGUAAAUAGUACGUAAAUUGUAAGUAGACUCUAAACGCAAACUAUUCGGUUUUUAUAAAGAAAGAGUUUGAAAAACUCACGGUGCAAUAAGGAUGCGGUGUGACUGCUUAUGCCAAAAUAUGGAAUGAGGAUUAUAUUGUAGGACGUGUAAAUUCUCAUAAGUUUAGUCCAACGAAAGAUCACAACGAUAGUUAAUGGAAUAAACGAAAUACUUGCCCUUUAAA